Bacillus rossius redtenbacheri is the source of this 2223-nucleotide messenger RNA. Its product is annotated as sterile alpha motif domain-containing protein 5-like. Gene Ontology annotation, molecular function: protein binding. Bases 275 to 904 code for a protein of 209 amino acids. NCBI's taxonomy places the organism in Eukaryota, Metazoa, Arthropoda, Insecta, Phasmatodea, Bacillidae. The transcript has 2 exons. The record is from RefSeq and is a predicted model, not a curated record.
GGACAGUUGGCACGACGCGUGCGGAGGGGCUGGAGCCGAGCGACCGCGUCGCGCGCGUACGGCACAGCAAAAACAUUCCUGCGUCCAAACUGAAAACGUGUGCUCGUGAGAAGAAAAAAAAAAGAGGGGGGAAGUGUUAACGUUUCGAGAUAAGCGCCUCGGGAACAGUUCGCGCGUUUCACGAGAGUUCUUCCCGAGGGAGGAAAUGAAGGCCUGACGGUUUUUUUUCUUUUAAUUAAAUUUUUUUUUAACAUUGCCCCUUUCCGGACCGACGAUGAGCAGCAACAUCGUGGUGGAAUGGCUGCGCUCGCUCCACCUGGGCCAGUACGCGGAGUCGUUCAUCGACAACGGCUACGACGACCUGGAGAUCUGCAAGCAGGUGGGCGACCCGGACCUGGACGCCAUCGGCGUGUUCAACCCGGCGCACCGCGGCCGCCUGCUGCACUCGGUGCGGACGCUGCGCGAGGAAGGGGCGGCGUCGGUGUACUUCACGCUGGAGGAGACGACGGCCAUGCACGAGGAGUGCCAGUGCGACGGCUCGAGCGCCCGCUCGUCCAGGACGUCGUCGGGCAAGGGUGGUGCUACUGCCGGCGGCGGGGUCGCCGCGGCCAGCAGCAGCGACAGCCCGGCGGCCUCGUCGUCGGCGGGCAGCGCCCAGGAGCUGGGCAAGUACCUGGACGAGUACGAGGAGGGCAAGGCGGAGCUGGUCAGGAUACCCAGGAUACAGCUGAAGCUGCUGCUCAAGGAGAAGCUGUCGCAGGACGGCAUCAGGCUGAGCUGCCAGCCGUACUCCACCUCGGUGAGUGACCACUAUUCAUCAGAUUUACGAUGUCCGUUUGGCAGGCAGGUUCGUAGCAUAUUUACAAUAAUAUUAUGGUAUUAUUAUGAAGAAAAGGUUUAUUAGUAGACGUUCUCAUAAACAUAUGUUGGUAUUGCAUGACAAGGGCUAUAAUUUGUCUUAGAGUUAAUUUAUUCGAGGUAUUUAUCAUAUGGCCACAUUUUCACAUUAUUGAAGUCUUUUAACGGAACUAAAAUUUUUUUUUACCGGUUUUGAGCGUUAUUCUGAGUAAUAUUUAAGGUAAACUCUGUACUGAAUACCUGAAAGAUUAAUCAACGAUUCGAAUCAUUGUAUUACAUGAAACUGAGGACAUGUCAGUCUGUAAACUUAACCAUUAUUUCUAUUCCGAAAAACGUUUAUAACGUGCUGGUUCCAGCUUUUGAUGAAGUAAUACCUACAUAUUAAAAAUAAGUUUUUUUAAGAAGUCAAUCCUUUGGCAUUUAUUUGCCCAGGAAACUCAGAAAAUAAUUCUAGUGACUCACCACCACGCUACUAGUUAGGAAUAUAAUUUUAUUAUAAAUGUUUAAUUCACUUUUUAUAAGUAGCAGACUAAAUGUAACACAUGGGACUAAAUUUGAUACAAAACAAAAAGUACAAUGCCUAUCAUAUGUAGAAAUUUCACUAGUUAAAAAUUAACGCCAUUAAAAUGCAAUGCACUAACAUUAGGAUUAAAGCUGAGUGUGCCUCAAAGUAACUCUUUAAAUAUUUCAUCGGCCACCAAAUCCGUUUAUAUUUAAAUCUUUUAUUAUAUGUACUGAUUAACCAAAGAUGUAUCGAAAAAAAUUCUUUUGGUUCAAGAAAUCGAAAAUAGGCCUAUUGUUAAUUUUAUCGUGAAUUAUGUAAAAUUAUGGAUAUUUUUCUAUUGAUAUAAAACUAACUUUAAAAUUUUAAUAUCUAGAGAGGUAAGAGUUAGAGAAAAGGGCCACUGAGUGUCAGCUCUAAUUAAAAUAAAUUAUAGAAGGUUAAUGCGUGUCACUUGAUCAUGUUAAACGUGGGUCUGGUUGGUUAGUCGCUGCUUAAUUCAGUUUACGAUUUGAUACGCGUGUACCUUGCUGCCAUGCAGGAUUUACGCAGAAGACAUGCUUAGGCUGUAGUAUCUCUCCACCUGACGAAGAACAGACAGAAGGAACAAAACUUACUCAAUAAUUCUGAAAGAUUCUUGCAAUGGUAGUGUAUGACUUGUAGGUAGAUAAACGUUGGAUUGACACGAUUGCAAUGCUCUUUAAUUUUCCACAGAAAACCUAGAGUUCUACGAACCAAAGGGCAAUCAGAGAUUGGUUAUCCUGACAAACAAAUGAUAAAGAAACAACAUAGAUGAGACAAAAAAUAAAACAAACAUAACUAAAAAAACCCAAAAUAAAAAAAAAAACAACGAAGAUACUAUA